Molecule: messenger RNA, 8316 nt
Organism: Seriola aureovittata
Lineage: Eukaryota; Metazoa; Chordata; Actinopteri; Carangiformes; Carangidae
Product: mucin-2
Exons: 10
Coding region: 192-5363 (1723 amino acids)
Source: RefSeq, a predicted model, not a curated record
GUAGAUUUGAUACUGUUAGACACAUGUUUAUAUGGGCCGAGAUUGCCAGCAGGAUCAAGCUUAACUACCAGUUUACAGACGAUUAUUGGACGUUUACUGCAAGACAAUUACAGAACAUCUUAAAUAUUCUGCUUAUAUGUCCCUGCAGUGAAAGACGUUGCAGCAUUUACAUCUUUUGGAUGAUUACCUGAAUGUACAGGAAAAUGAAAAGGUGGAUUUACUUGGAAUCUUGUAACUGGAAGAGGUUUUCCACCAUUCUUAUAAUCCUUACUUUUGUGGUCAUUGUCCUCAUUGCAUUCUGCAUAUCUUUUGCACAUAAAAGGGGAAAUCAAAAUGCAAAACAAGAUCAACCUGAAGAAACAUGGAGGAAAACACAAAUAGCGGACAUCGAUAGAAGGAAUGAUUUAUCAAAAUUAAACAUGACAAUAGAUGAACAGUCAGAGGUUUUGAAAAUUGUACCAGAAUUGGAUGAAAAACACAAACAAUAUACGACUGGAUCUCUAGAAUUAAAAGACCUCAUGAUGAACAGAAUUUCUGCUGGGGAUCAUAGAAAGAGCACAGAUCUGACCAAUCACCAAUCAACAUCACCAAUGAUUGCAACAAUAUCUACAACGUCCCUCUUUUCGACUAUUGUUCCCACAAGUGAAGCAACCACAAUCAAAGAAACAACGUCAACUAGUGUCACUCAAACAUCUUCAGCAGAGUCAACUUUCUCAACCGAGACUGGGGCAGUCACCAUUACAAAUGAAUCCAAGACUUCUUCACAUUUUUCCACAUCUUCCAGUUCUACUCAAGGUUCAAAGAUUGAAAAUACUGAGACUCCAUUAACAUCCAUGCGAAGUGCUUCCCCUACCAAAAUAUCAACCAUUCUUUCAACAUCACCAAUGAUUGCAACUGAAUCUACACCUUCCCUCUCAUCUACUAUAUUUCCCACAAGUGAAGCAAUGCAAAUCAAAGAAACGUCAUCCAAUGUUGCUCAAACAUCUUCAGCAGAGUCAACUUUCUCAAUCCAGACUGGGACAGUCACCAUAACAAAUGAAUCCAAGACAUCUGCACAUUCUUCCACAUCUUCCAGUUCUACUGAAGGUUCAACUAUUGAAAAUACUGAAACCCCAAUAAAAUCCAUGGAAAGUGCUUCCCCUACCAAAAUUUCAACCAUUCUUUCAACAUCACCAACGAUUGCAACUGAAUCUACACCUUCCCUCUCAUCUACUUUUGUUCCCACAGUUGAAACAACCACACUCAAAGAGAUAUCACCUAGUGCAACUCAAACAUCUUCAGCAGAGUCAACUUUCUCAACACAGACUGGAGCAGUCACCAUAACAAAUGAAUCCAAGACUUCUCCACAUUCUUCGACACCUGUCAGUUCGAUCCAAACUUCAACUGUUGAAAACACUGAAACUACAAAAGCAUCAAUGGAAAGUUCUUCUCCUACCAAAGUUUCGACCACUCUUUCAACAUCACCAAUGAUUGCAAUGGAAUCUACGAUGCCCCUCUCAUCUACUAUAAUUCCAACAAGUGAAACAACCACACUCAAAGAGAUAUCACCUAGUGCCGCUCAAACAUCUUCAGUGGAGUCAACUUUCUCAACCCAGACUGGAGCAGUCACCAUAACAAAUGAAUCCAAGACUUCUUCACAUUCUUCCACACCUUCCAGUUCUACUCAAGGUUCAACUAUUGAAAAGACAGAAACUGCAAGAACAUCCAUGGAAAGUUCUUCUCCUACCAAAAUUUCGACCACUCUUUCAACAUCACCAAUGAUUGCAACUGAAUCUACGAUGCCCCUAUCAUCUACUAUAAUUCCAACAAGUGAAGCAACCACACUCAUAGAGAUAUCACCUAGUGCCGUUCAAACAUCUUCAUCAGAGUCAGCUUUCUCAACACAGACUGGAGCAGUCACCAUAACAAAUGAAUCCAAGACUCCUCCACAUUCUCCCGAACCUGUCAGUUCGAUCCAAUCUUCAACUAUAGAAAAUACUGAAACUCCAAUAACAUCCAUGAAAAGUGCUUCUCCUACCAAUAUUUCAAACAGUCUUUCAACAUCACAAAUGAUUGCAACUGAAUCUACACCUUCCCUCUCAUCUACUAUAUUUCCCACAAGUGAGGCAACUACAAUCAAAGAAACGUCAUCCAGUGUUGCUCAAACAUCUUCAGCAGAGUCAGCUUUCUCAACACAGACUGGAGCAGUCACCAUAACAAAUGAAUCCAAUACUUCUCCACAUUCUUCAACACCCGUCAGUUCGAUCCAAUCUUCAACUAUUGAAAACACUGAAACUACAAGAGCAUCCAUGGAAAGUUCUUCUCCUACCAAUAUUUCAACCAUUCUUUCAACAUCACCCAUGAUUGCAACUGAAUCUACACCUUCCCUCUCAUCUACUAUAUUUCCCACAAGUGAAGCAACCACACUCAAAGAGAUAUCACCUAGUGCCGCUCAAACAUCUUCAGCAGAAUCAACUUUCUCAACACAGACUGGGGCAGUCACCAUAACAAAUGAAUCCAAGACUUAUUCACAUUCUUCCACAUCUUACAGUUCUACUCAAGGUUCAACUGUUGAAAAUACUGAACCUCCAAUAACAUCCAUGCAAAGUGCUUCCCCUACCAAAAAUUCGACCACUCUUUCAACAUCACCCAUGAUUGCAACUGAAUCUAUACCUUCCCUCUCAUCUACUACAAUUCCAACAAGUGAAACAACCACACUCAAAGAGAUAUCACCUAGUGCUGCUCAAACAUCUUCAGCAGAGUCAACUUUCUCAACUCAGACUGGAGCAGUCACCAUAACAAAUGAAUCCAAGACUUCCCCACAUUCUUCGACACCUGUCAGUUCGAUCCAAUCUUCAACUAUAGAAAACACAGAAACUACAAGAGCAUCCAUGCAAAGUGCUUCUUCUACCAAAUAUUCGACCGUUCUUUCAACAUCACCCAUGAUUGCAAUUGAAUCUAUACCUUCCCUCUCAUCUACUAUAUUUCCCACAAGUGAAGGAACCACACUCAAAGAGAUAUCACCUAGUGCCGCUCAAACAUCUUCAGCAGAAUCAACUUUCUCAACCCAGACUGGAGCAGUCACCAUAACAAAUGAAUCCAAGACUUCUUCACAUUCUUCCACAUCUUCCAGUUCUACUCAAGGUUCAUCUAUAGAAAAUACUGAAACGCUAAAAACAUCCAUGCAAAGUGCUUCUCCUACCAAUAUUUCGACCAUUCUUUCAACAUCACCAAUGUUUGCAACUGAAUCUACACCUUCCCUCUCAUCUACUAUAUUUCCCACAAGUGAAGCAAUUACAAUCAAAGAAACGUCAUCCAAUAUUGCUCAAACAUCUUCAGCAGAGUCAACUUUCUCAACACAGACUGGAGCAGUCAUCAUAACAAAUGAAUCCAAGACUUCUCCACAUUCUUUGACACCUGUCAGUUUGAUCCAAUCUUCAACUAUUGAAAACACUGAAACUACAAGAGCAUCCAUGGAAAGUUCUUCUCCUAACAAAGUUUCGACCACUCUUUCAACAUCACCAAUGAUUGCAACGGAAUCUACAAUGCCCCUCUCAUCUACUACAAUUCCAACAAGUGAAACAACCACACUCAAAGAGAUAUCACCCAGUGCACCUCUAAAAUCUUCAUCAGAAUCAACUUUCUCAACUCAGACUCGGGUUGUCACUAUAACAAAUGAAUCCAAGACUUCUCCACCUUCUUCCACACCUUCAAGUUCCUUUCAAACAUCAACUGUUAAGAAUACGGAACUGUCGGAAAUACCUGUGCAAACUUCAUCAUCUCUGAAAUUUUCUACAACAGCAUUCACUACAACACACAGUGUUCAAACAACAUCAGUUGGAAACACAUCUGCGCCUCCAACUAGUAAUCAGGGGACAUCAAGUGUAACUUCCACAGUACUUCAAAAUACCUCAUUUUUGACAACCAACCAGCCCCUCUUUACAUCAAGGACUACAGUUACAUCUACAACAAAUGUAUCCACAGUGUCACAUUCACCAACUAAUUCUUCCACAUCACUGACAAUGACUCCAAAGGACACAGUACAGACAGCAACACCAAUUGUCAACUCCACCAUCACAACUAACAUGGUAACACCCACUCUCUCAUCUCCAUCUGCUGUUAACCCAAACUCGGAAACUACAGCAACAAGCCAUGCAUUUUCUACAGUCUCAUACAACACAAAACCUUUGACCCAAUCUACUGCAGUAACAAAUGAAAAAUCAAGUAGCAGUCCACAAACAUCUUCACCAACCGCACAGACUUCAAAGGCUUCUACAUCAAAUGCUACAAUCACCAUGACAACACCAUCUACAACUCCUCAGUGUACAGAUGAGGACUGUCAGUGUGCUGGGGGAACCUGUAAAUACAACACAACACUUGGAAAAUGUAGCUGCCACUGUCAAGAGUUUAUUUUUGGUGAUAUUUGUUCUUUCGGAGACAAUAACACCGCCGCUCAUAUUGAUACUGGAGCAGUACCAGCUCGAAAAGCAAAUUUUACCUUGGAAAUUCAGGUGUCUUUUCAGCCAGCCUUUAACGAUUUAAGCUCACCUCUAUCACUAAAAUUCAUCAACACAUUAAAACUGCAGCUUGAAGCGCUGUGCAGAGCAGCAGACCCACAAUCCUUUGAAAAAGUAGAAAUCAUCAAGUUAUCAGAAGGAUCUGUCAUUGCCGAGAGUGUGGCGGAGUACAGCUAUGCAAACAAUGAAACGCAAAUCCAGUUUGUCAACAGUCAGCUUGAUGGGGUUUUGACUAAUAUCUUGAAUGACACAAGUAACCUCAGGAAGAUUUCUCAGGCCUUUAAUAGCAGCAGUGUGACAUUGAAUGGACUCACUUUCCAACCACCUGCAAUUACCAAUGUUACUGACCUGAAGCCUUUUGUUAACUGCACUCAAUUUGCUAAUUACACUGCUGAGAUUAGUAAUGGUCAAUGGCAGUGUGUUGGACCUUGCAAAACAAACCCUGAUUACUGUCAUCAACAUGGACAAUGUUUCAAUGACAUUCAUAAAGGGCCUACCUGUAGGUGCUUUGAGUCUAGCCUGGAGCAGUUUUAUGGCCCACAGUGUGACCUCUUCCGUCGGGGUCCAGGUUUCUAUGGAGCACUGUUUGGGUCACUGGCAGCAGCACUCCUGCUCUUGAUUAUCAUUGUCAUAGCUGUCAUUGUCAAAAAGAAAUAUAUGGGAGUUUGGAAAAGGAACAACAGCUAUGACAGAAGACUGUCUGCUUUUGAGGAAGACUUCUUUGAUUUCUCUGAUACAGGGGUUCACAACUUGGGACUGGCAGGCACUUACACAUCUCACGGUUUCAGACCACAUCUAGAAAAUGUUGACACCCAAUUGCAGUUCACAACAAGACGUCCAGAGAUUUUGAACAUCAAUCCUAGAUGAAGGCUACAGUCUGGACACAGUUAGAUGAAUAUUUUUCAUUUUACCAAUUAAAAGAAUUACAGAUCACUUGAAAUAAUUUACUAGUAAUUUGUUGUUAUGAUAUUUAUGAUUUUAUAUUUAUUGUAAUCCACUGUAGCCUCUUGUACCUUCAUAUAAAAAUUAGCAUGUAAAUUCAGUCUGCAGUGUUUUUACUGAAUUCACACAACAGCUGUCUAUUUUUGCAGAAGAUUUCUCCUCAUUAAAACCUGAUUUUUAUUUUAUUUCAAAUGUUGUCAAUGAGCAAUGUAGUAAAGAGAAAUGCAAGGAAUAAGAAAAGAAAAACAUUAUAGCUAUUUCAUUCUGUCUCUUCCUGAAACCUUUGCCCAGGAGUUGUUUUGUUGUCUUCAUCAUACAGGAAUAUGUAUUUACCUCAUUGAGUAAAUUUUUUUGACCUCGUGGCUUUUUGCUGUAACCAUUGUACGACUACUUUUAGUAAGGGUGCACAGAAUAAUGUUAGAUGCAAUAGGAUCCAGGAGUAAAACUAUAGUAAGAAUAAAAGGAAAUUGAAAUACAUUCUAGUGUUGUUUUGUCAUUGCUGAGUUUGGGUUCAGAGGAAAUUGAUUAUUUAUUUAUUUGACCAUUUUUGGUUUUAUCUGCAUCUAAUAUUUAGUGUGCACUUGCCAUAGCAGCACAAGUGGUAUUUAUGUAUAACACAAAAUCUCAAUAACAUACAAUAAUCUAAAGCUCACAUACUCAAUAGUUGGAAAAAUUCACUUUGAUUCACCUGACUCCGAUCUCUUGCUAUAAUGUCACCUCACACACAGAGCUUUUAGGUGGUAGCUUGAGUUAGCAAGAAUGUUAUUGUAGUUAAAAGCUUGAAUUUAAACGUUUAAAAAGGCGGGUUCAAAACUAGCCAAUGUAAAUAAAGGCUGACUGAAUGUUUGAGCAAGAUUAGACUGCAGAGAAGAAGAAAUGGGUGUUAAUUUUACCUUGGGAACGUAUGAGACCAAUUUGUGUCAUUUGCAAUCAGAGUCUGGCCAUUUUAAGUGGUUAAAUACCACAGGGACACCAAACAUGCUCAGUGUGUCAUAUCAGGUACCACAACUGUAAGUACAAUUACAAAUAUCUGUCCAAUUUUAUGCAAACCAGUACAGUAGCCAUACAAUACGUCAACUGUGUCAGAGAGGGUUUUUUUUAAGUAAGCACCUGGGGUUUCAGUAUUUGUGUCCAUUAAUACAAAUAAGCCUGGUUAAAAGGGUAAUGGAUACUUGUGGGCGUCUCUCAGAAUAAUUAUAAUAUCCCGUCACUAGAUGGCAUACAUGCACUCAUUUUUGAUGAUGUUUUGCCUUUUUAGUGUGUGCAGAAGGAGGGCCCAUGGAAAGCAGAGGGGCUGAGCCAGUUUAAUAGAAUAUUCUAUGAUCUUCAAAGUGAAUAAGGGUGAUAUUAAGAUGCGUCACGGUUUAAUCAACCUCAGCAGUGUGAUUCUGUUGCAGAGCUAAUAGAGGUAAUAACAGUUUUAUAGGUAUAAUAACAGUCCAAUAUAUUUGUUCCUGCCAAUCUGACUAAUUGUCAUACUGGCAUCAGUGAGAUCUGUUUUGAAGCUGUACAACUGCACCUCAAAAUGUACAUCUCUGCUGCUGAUCCUCAACAGAAAUACAGAUGUCUUAUUAUGAACUAUGGGUGAGUAUAUGUCUCCAACUAGAGGCUGAAGACAUUCUUGUGACCAAUUUCUUUACCUUCACUUGACGCAGCCUACCAUAUUUUCUACACAAGUACUCUGACCUGAGUACAAUUUAACCAGCAGCACUUCAGCCUGAGUUAAAUAUUCACAACUAUGUCUGCCUCUCACAGCAAAUGAUAAGAAAGAGUUAUACAAAAACAAAAGGUUGAUGCGAACAAUCAGCAGAUUUUUCAAUCUAGCCGUAUGUUUUUGGAAAGUGGGAAGGGAAUCCGGAUACCUAGAAAAAAAACCAUGCAGAUGCAACAGAACAUACAAACUCUAAUUCUCUUGCUCCUGGAAAUAUGACAGAUUGAAGAUAUGCAGUAUCUUGCUGUAACUAAAAGUUGUACUGCACAUAACAGAUACAAGCGUGUAAGUUACCAUUUCAUAUGAAUAUGUUUUUCCAGUUUAAACAGCUCAAAGGUUUUUCCUGGCUCAGAAUCUCAUUAUUUUUUUAUUAUCCUGAUACAGCAACAGUAGCCUAAUAUAAAUUUACUGUGAACUACCCCAUUCUGUAAGCACCAAGCACAAUGUAUUAACUAGAAAUGGUCACUGUUUUAUGCAAAAAAUAUUUGUAUAGUAUAGUAAUAUGGCGUAUAGUUUAACCUAGAUUAAAACUGCAUAUGUUUAACAUAUUGAUUAGAAAAAAAAAAAGUGGUGUGAAUUACCUUAAAUCUGAAAGCUUGUUGAGUCAUGGAGUAUUUUAAGUCAUAAUUUACAGAAAUGUAGCCUCAUACAAGAAAAAGCUCUUUUGACAGUUUAUGAUGUAUUUACUAUUUACUAUUUACUAUUGAAGAAGCAUAAAGUUGCAUUUAACCAAUUAAUGUCUGACCUUUUUGUUGUGUGUAUAAACAUAUAACAGUUGCAGCUUGAUGUUGUAAUUGAGUUCCUAGACUUCAGACUGAGACCCUUCAGAAUUACAAUCAUAUCUACAUAAACUGUGGACGAUGUUUUAUUAUUACUCCACAUACCUCUUUGUUCUUCCUAACUUUGUAGCAGAAUUAAAUGUCAUUUGCUAUAUUACACCUGCAAGAUCAUUAUUAUCGUGUCCAUUUCACAUAUUUACUGUAGCGUAAGGGUUAUAUUAUAAAAUUGAAGUUAUAUUGGUAUUAAAGUUUUUUUCCUUAUUGUCAUACAUAAGGAGAUCAUUAUUUCUUAAACAUUAUUUCUACAACCACUAAAUCUCCAUGUACUGCAGAUCAAUGCAGCACUGCAGACUUGUGUUAAGUGUCAGACACAGCAAACACAACAGCU